Molecule: messenger RNA, 1146 nt
Organism: Pseudomassariella vexata
Lineage: Eukaryota; Fungi; Ascomycota; Sordariomycetes; Amphisphaeriales; Pseudomassariaceae
Product: endopolygalacturonase PGa
Exons: 2
Coding region: 1-1146 (381 amino acids)
Biological process (GO): pectin catabolic process
Cellular component (GO): extracellular region
Molecular function (GO): polygalacturonase activity
Source: RefSeq, a predicted model, not a curated record
AUGGUGCAGCACUUAGAAACGUUCCUUGCGGCGCUCCUGGUGGCCUCCGGCGUUUCUGCCGGCCCUGCUCCGGCGCCAACCCCGGCCCCGAGACUGGAAGAUGCCGUCAUAAAGAGAGGCAACACGUCGGUAUCAUGCACGUUCAGUGGAUCGGAUGGAUACUUGUCAGCCAAUGCAUCUAAGACAGCUUGUGCGACCAUCGUACUGUCGGCAUUGACAGUACCCGCAGGGAUCACUUUGGACAUGGAAGGUCUUAACGACGGCACCAAUAUCGUAUUCGUGGGCAAUACCACGUUCGAGUACGCGGAAUGGUCCGGAUCUCUCUUCUCUGUAAGCGGCAACAACAUCACCGUCCGCGGCGCUCCGGGGUCCUCCCUCGACGGCCAAGGCGCUCUGUACUGGGACGGGAUGGGCAACAGCGGCGGCGUGACCAAACCCAAGUUCUUCAAGGCCAACAACCUGAACAACUCGAUGCUCGACUCCGUUGUCAUCCGCAACGCGCCCCGCAACUCCUUCAGCCUCAAUUACGUCAAUAAUCUACUCGUUAAGGAUGUUGUCGUCGACGACUCGACGGGUGAUGCGCUGGGGAAGAACACCGAUGGGUUUAACAUCAACAACGCGAAUAAUGUCCUCAUCACGGGCGCGAAAGUCUGGAACCAGGAUGAUUGUGUGGCGAUUAACAGUGGUCAGAAUAUUGUAUUUACGAAGGGGUUUUGCUCUGGAGGACAUGGGCUCUCAAUUGGCUCGAUAGGGGGGCAGGAUAACGACAAUGCGGUGCAGAAUGUGACGUUUUCGGAUACCGUCAUGGAGAAGUCGCAACAGUCGGUGCGCAUCAAGAGCAUUUCGGGCGCAAAUGGUACAGUGGCGGACAUCACGUACCGCAAUAUCUUCAUGAGCGGUGGCACCGACUACGGCAUUAUCGUGGACCAGUCGUACAAUGGUGUUGAUGGGGAGCCGACGAAUGGCGUCAGUAUUACGGGAUUCGUGUUGCAGAAUGUCACGGGCACGGUGAACGACAAUGCGACGAAUAAGUAUAUCGAGUGUGGAGAGGGGAGUUGCAGUGAUUGGACGUGGACAGAUGUUCAGGUGACAGGGGGGCUGAACAGCGCGAGCUGUAUGAAUGUGCCUGAGGGCAUUUCUUGUUGA